This is a messenger RNA of Magallana angulata, 1684 nucleotides long. RefSeq lists its product as uncharacterized. The transcript has 3 exons. The record is from RefSeq and is a predicted model, not a curated record. Bases 451 to 1518 code for a protein of 355 amino acids. Lineage: Eukaryota; Metazoa; Mollusca; Bivalvia; Ostreida; Ostreidae.
ACUUACAAUUCUAUUGACGUUUAUAAUUAUGACAAAAUAAUACGAAAAAAAAGAAAAUAUGCCGUAGUACCAGGAAAAGAUCCACUAAUAAUUCGCCCACUAAUCUGAAUAUAAAAUCACAAUGCAGAUUAAAAGUAGAAACACAUAUAUUAUUAACUGGUACUAAUUUGUCAGCGGAUGUAUAACGACAAUUGAUGGGUGUUCUUUGGUUCCGCAGACCAAGCACGAAUAAUUGAUGUGCGCCAGUAUGAAAGGUGGGCAUUUUUUUUCGAGUGAAAAAUCUGAUUGAAAAAAGAAAAGAAAAGAAAAGGGAAACUCCUUCAACAUUAGCUCAAAAUAAAAAGACGUUUACAGCUACGAAAAAUUAGCAUUUGUGCUUCUGAAGUCCCGGGUGCUCGUUCACAAGGUAAGAGAAGACGACUUAAAUGAACACAAAAGUGGUCCAUCACAAUGCGAGGACUUGUCUUUGCACUUUUAGCGGCAGUCGUCGUAGCCUCAGUUCAAGGAACUAGGUACAGAGGCCCAAGAUUCAUCAAUUUAGGAAUAACGGGAAUCAUCACCCCAGUUUACGCGGGAUACAACAGGGAUACCCUCAGCCGCUUCGGCAGCAUUUCCGGAUCCUCCCUGAGCCGUACUUUUGGUUCUACUUUCCUGGCCGGUGGUGUUACCGGAGGACGAAGCAUCGGGUUGAGUUCCGUGUAUCCCUACACCAGGAGAAGCACUACAUUUAGAACAGUAGCGCCAUUCUCUGGUGGAUUCCAAACCUACAAUGAAUUUGGCAGAUUACCUUAUGUGCCUGAUGAUGGACCUUAUGAUUUUGAUGGACCUUUGUCUGGGUUUGGACCUGGUAGAGGUUUAGGUCGCGGAGAUGGUGUCGAUCCUUAUCCUGGAGGACCUUUAGAUGGUCCCAGUACUGACGGCUUCGGAUCCCUGAACGGAGACGGACCUCUUACUGAUGACAGAUUAUAUUAUGAUGACGAUGUACUUACCGGUAGCGGAAGUUUUGAUGGUAUCAGGGCUUUAAGGGGUGGACAAUUUUCAGGCGGUUUCUUUUCAAGAAGAUUCGGGUCAAUAGGAUAUGACUAUGAAGACAGCCUUGGACGUAGCGGUGCAGGCUCAGUCUAUGAACCCUACCUUGGAUUGGACGGAUCAUCAUCUCUUUAUCCUAAUCCGUAUGAUGAUUUAGACGGACGCUUCGAUCUUGGCGAUCGAUUCUCGUCAUCUGGAUUCAGCAGUUCUUCUAGGACUGGGGUUUCCGGUUUUGACGGCGACUUUCCCGGUUCCGUUGGAAGCCCUGGGUUGGACUUCAACCUUCAAGGUGGAGAUGGACUAAGCUUCAACACUCAGUUUAGUGCAUUGGAAGGACAAGGGUCUCGAGGUCGCGGAACCGGAAGUGCCGGACUAGCAGAACCACUGAGCUCUCCAGGACGCUACCUAAAAUACAAUUUUAAUAAUGUGGGGGUUUCCGGUUUUGACGGCGACUCUGCCGGUUCCGUUGGAAGCCCUGGGUUUGACUAGCGGAUAGCCAUGCCCCCUAGCACGCUAUUGAAAUCGACCAUUGAAGAUUGGAGGUACCAGAUGUAACAAUAUCGUCGCUUACAAAUAAAACUUUCAAUGUAUGUUAUAUUCAUGUUUUUGUCAGACGCCCGGGGACUUUUACAUUAAAAAUGUAGCACAAACUUAU